Moesziomyces antarcticus is the source of this 900-nucleotide messenger RNA. Its product is annotated as rab6. Bases 1 to 900 code for a protein of 299 amino acids. NCBI's taxonomy places the organism in Eukaryota, Fungi, Basidiomycota, Ustilaginomycetes, Ustilaginales, Ustilaginaceae. The record is from RefSeq and is a predicted model, not a curated record. Gene Ontology annotation, molecular function: GTPase activity; GTP binding. The transcript is spliced from 6 exons.
AUGCACGCAAGCCCACCGCUCCCACUGCUAUCCAGCACCACACCAACACCACCCAUCCUCUCAUCCAUCUCACCUGCACCGCAGCUUGCGCAUACACACAUCACCGACCGCUCAAGGCAGUACCGAUCCACGCACACACUUUCCAUCCGCCCAUCGCGAUCAGCUACCGCUUUUUGGAUUCCAACGAGCCUCACACCCCGCACACAGCAUUGUUCGAAAGCGUCUCGGUGCUUUGGGAUCGCCAUGUCGAACGCACCAGGCGCAAGCACGGCCGAAUUUGGCCAGCCGCUGCGCAAGUUCAAGCUGGUGUUCUUGGGAGAGCAGUCGGUGGGAAAGACGUCGUUGAUCACGCGGUUCAUGUACGAUACAUUCGACAACACGUACCAGGCAACCAUCGGGAUCGACUUCCUCUCCAAGACCAUGUACCUCGAAGACAGGACAGUCAGGCUGCAGCUCUGGGACACCGCAGGACAAGAACGAUUCCGAUCGUUGAUUCCGUCGUACAUUCGCGACUCGUCGGUGGCGGUGGUGGUAUACGAUAUUACGAACCGGGCCUCGUUCCAGAACACAUCGAAAUGGGUGGACGACGUGCGUGCGGAGCGCGGCAACGACGUGAUCAUCGUGCUCGUGGGCAACAAGACGGAUCUGAGCGACAAGAGACAAGUGACGACGGAAGAGGCGGAGCAAAAGGCGCAAGAGUUCAACGUGAUGUUCAUCGAGACGUCGGCCAAGGCAGGGCACAACGUCAAGGUGCUCUUCAAGAAGAUCGCACAGGCGCUACCGGGGAUGGACAAGGACGCAGAUGCUGCCAACGCCGGCGCCACCGCCAACAAGAACAUUGACGUGACUGCGGCACCAGCACAGACCACCAUGGAAGACGGCUCGGCGUGCAAGUGCUGA